Cloeon dipterum is the source of this 1883-nucleotide messenger RNA. RefSeq lists its product as uncharacterized. Lineage: Eukaryota; Metazoa; Arthropoda; Insecta; Ephemeroptera; Baetidae. The coding region runs from base 341 to 1729 and encodes 462 amino acids. The transcript is spliced from 7 exons. The record is from RefSeq and is a predicted model, not a curated record.
CGUCGGCACGCAAAGGUUUUCGAUUUCAAUUCACCACAAUCAGGUAAACAAACAUCUAUGAAAACUACCCUGAAACCCCAAAAUAUCAGCUAGGGUUGCUGCAGUUAAUAAUUUCUGUAAAGAUUUUCCACAAUCUCCCUAGAUCUGGCAGUAAAUUCUUGAACGUCUUGAACGCAACACUAUACUUCUUGGAAAAUUCAGAUACUGAAGACCAAACAGUGGCAACCCAAGCUCCCAGUCUCGACAGUCAUAACCACAAGGGUGUUUUCCGUGUUUCCUCCCCUCGCAAUCGGUGGUCGCUGUUCUCUCUUCAAAUUUCUCAAUUUCAACAAGAUUUAAGAUGAGCGAUUACGAAUCUGAAUCCGACGACGAUAAUAUUGAGGAUAUGCCUCCUCGUUCUUCCCUGCAAUAUCUGGCAAUUAGUACAAUCGUCAACAAUAUUGGAAGCUACGGAGAACGUAUUAGGAAAUAUAUUUCUCCUCCCAUUCGCAAAAUAUUGUUUGAAAAAGCAAAGGACAGGAAGAGAAAAAUUGGAGUAGAACAAAUCUGGGCUGCUCUUCCAUAUCUGGACCAGCAUAGGACGACUGAAAAAUUUAACUCCGGAGACUUCUCUAGCAUUUUCCGCUUGAAGAGAAAAAAUGGAGGAGAGAUUUCUGAGGCUCGUGUUUCGAUGGAAGAGUUCCUCCAAUACCUGGCUGAAUUUGUUCCGAACCUGCGAGAGCUCUUCAUUGAAGACCCAAGGCCAUGCGGAAAAAGAAAACAAGUAAAAAGAGUACGGCUUGAAGAGCCACUGGCCUCUGAUCUGCUUUUGAGAAUUGAAAAUUUGACACAUCUCCUCAUCAACAAUGUUAACAUCAAUUUUUCUGGAUUUAUACGCGUCUGUACAGAGAGCCAAAAGUUGCAGCAUAUUAAAGCAAAUAAUAUCUUGGUCGACAUCGAGCCAGAUGCUACAAAGAAGUGUCUGAAGAUGCUUGACUCCAAGUUCGACCACCAAGAGCACGAUGCACGGAAAUUUCCUCGUAAAUUGGGAAUAACUUUGCAGAAGUCAAACGCUGCUGGACCAUACCUAAAAGCAAUCGUCACUCUUUCGGAUGACUUCCUUCACCUGAGGCCAACCUUGACGUGCCUACACAUUUCCGCCCAGCGAGAUAAAGAUUUGACCGUCGAUGACAUAAAAAACGAUAGGAACCGUUUGCUGCUCAUGCUGAAAAGAGCAGGAGGGACUUUCAAAACUCUUAUCCUCGAGUUCAUUAGGCCUAAAUUGAACAUCACAUUCAAACACAUCUCUAAACACUGCAAUGACUUAGAAACCCUAGAAUUACUUAAUUCGUAUGUGUUAGGCGAUGACUCAAUAACAUCUUUUAGCCAACUGAAGAUAUUCAAAUGGCACAAUAUGUUUCAUUAUUGGGACUGGACCAUAAGGCUUGACAGGAUUCUUUCUGCGCCACAUCUUGAAACUAUGGAUAUUAUUGCCCUCAAAAUGAAUCUGGGUGACAAUAAAGAGUCACUUUUCCACAAGAUUAGAAAUCGUACGAUUUUGGACAAAGCGACUUUCAUUCGGAUUAUGAGUAUCGCAUAUUACGAAUACGGCAAAGAUCCCGAUCAAGAAGCGUUGUGCGAACUGGCUCGUGAACUGCGCAUUUUUAGCACUGAACCAACCAUGCCAGUAGAAAGAACUGUCAGUAUCCUUAUUGGCAAUCAUCGUGCAAUUAAUAUUAGGAAUACAUGAAUAGCGAGAUGUUAAGUCUUAAGAAUUGAAAUCACUGCAAUAUUUUUAAACUGUUUUGGUUACUUCAAAGAGAUCAAAAAAUAUUCUCUCAUUUUGUACUUGAAUGGAAAAUAAAUACGUAAUAAAUAAAGUUAUCUUUAUUUCCCUUUUUGUA